UUAAAGUCAAAGUGACAUUGAUGCAAUUGGGCAAAAGAAAAUCUUUGCAACUGUUAUAAAAUUCUUAGAUAUGAUUGGUUUAUAUAUUUAAAUCCAGUAAAGAACUAAGGGCAGGACCAAUCAUAUUAAAGAAUUUUACAAUAGUUGCAAAGCUGCUUUUUUCUGCUGAACGCAGCCACUGUAACCGCGCAAUACUAUAGCAUCACGACACGUAUAACUUAACUUAUCACAGAUCAUAGGAGGCAUCAUAUUAGAUUUGUCAUGUCGCAUGUUCCAACAUCCAACACGCUCCUAUCAUAGCUUUUAUUUAUUCAUUAAACCAUAAAGCUAUAAUCGCAUUACUUCUGAUUAAGGUUACUGGUUAACGAUUCUAUUUUAGCCAAUUACAAUGAAGGUGGCCCAUACUCGUUGCAUCGUGAUGAUUCGCUAAUAUAGAACCGUCAAUCGACAACCAGUGAUAUAAGUUGAUUUGAUCAGCGGAUCACAGCGGACAGCGAGUACAAGCGAGUGUAGAACUUCGUGCUGCUCCGACUUUGCAAUUCGUCAGAUUCAUCUCCGUCCUCGGAUGCUCCGAUUGCUCUGAUGUUCGUCACGCACGCGUUAAAAUCCCGUGUGUCGCUCGUAUCCGCACAAUCUCGCCUGCUCUUCAGAAAUCAAAUUUCUGAAUCUAUUGCUUCGGUGACCAAUAUGACUGAACGUGUGGAAAAGCGAUGUGAUGAUAUAAUAAAAUCACAAAAUGAUGACCGAUUAUAUAGAGGUUUAGUACUCACUAAUAAAAUGAAAGUUAUUUUAAUAAGCGAUCCAACAACUGAUAAAAGUGCUGUUGCAAUGGACAUUAAUGCCGGCUAUAUGUGCGAUCCAGAUGACCUACCUGGAUUAGCGCACUUUUGCGAGCAUAUGUUGUUCCUAGGAACGAAGAAAUAUCCUCAAGAGAAUGAUUACAAUAUAUUUCUGUCACAGAAUGGUGGUAUGAGUAACGCAUCAACACAUUUAGAUCACACCACCUAUUAUUUCGAUGUAACUCCCGAGAAAUUAGAAGGCGCUUUAGAUCGUUUUGCUCAAUUUUUCUUAGCGCCUCUCUUUAUGGAGAACUUGACUGAGCUAGAACUAAAUGCUAUAAAUUCAGAACACGAGAAAAAUAUAGCGAAUGAUACGUGGCGAUUUGAUCAAUUAGACAAAUCAUCUGCGAGCUCAAAUCAUCCGUUUUCGAAAUUCGGCACAGGAAAUAGAGAAACAUUAGACACAAUACCGAAACAAAAAGGCAUUAAUGUUCGAAAUAAACUACUAGAGUUUCAUGAAAAGUAUUAUUCUGCAAAUAUUAUGUCACUGUCUGUUCUUGGAAAAGAGAGUUUAGAUGAACUUGAAAAUAUGGUAGUAGAUCUAUUUUGUGAGUUACGAAACAAGGAAAUUGAAGUUCCAAUAUGGCCUGAACAUCCAUUCAAAGAUGAACAUUUUCGCACUAUGUGGUAUAUUGUUCCAAUAAAGGAUACAAGAAAUUUAGAUAUUUCGUUUCCUUUACCAGAUAUGCGUCCACAUUACCGGUCUUCGCCUGAACAUUACGUUUCUCAUUUGCUUGGACAUGAAGGAGAAGGUUCAUUAUUAUCGGCUUUGAAAGCUAAGGGAUGGUGUAACUCCCUAGUAUCCGGACUACGUCCUGCCGCCAGAGGCUUCAGUAUUUUCAAUAUUCUUGUCGAUUUGACCGAAGAAGGUAUUAAGCAUAUCGAAGAUAUUGUUCUACUGGUGUUUCAGUAUAUCAAUAUGCUUAAGUUGAAAGGACCAAUCAAAUGGAUUUAUGAUGAAUAUAAAGAUAUUGACAAUAUAAACUUCCGUUUUAAAGAAAAGUCUUCGCCUCGUUCUUAUGUGAAAUUUACUGUUCGAGCGUUGCAAGAAUUUCCCAUGAAUGAAAUUUUGUGCGCGCACCUUGUUAACCCUGAAUGGCGGCCUGACUUAAUCGAGGAAAUAAUGGGAUAUUUGAUCCCGAAAAAUGUUAGGAUUCACAUAGCUGCAAAAGCAUAUGAAAAUAUAGCUGAUGAAAUUGAAAGUUGGUAUGGUACUAAAUAUAAGAAAGUGAAGAUAUCCAAGGAAAUAAUGGACAUAUGGAACUCCCCUAGCUUUAACGACGACCUGAAAUUGCCUCCCAAGAAUGAAUUUAUAGCAACUACAUUUGAUAUCAAGCCACAAACUAACGUUGAAAAGUUUCCUAUUAUUUUGGAAGAUACAUCAUUUGUAAGACUUUGGUAUAAAAAGGACGAUGAAUUUUUUGUGCCUAAAGCAAAGAUGAUCUUCGAAUUUUUCAGCCCAUUUGCCUAUAUGGAUCCCCUUAGUUGCAAUUUCACUUAUAUGUUUAUUAAGCUGUUUCGCGAUUCUCUUAACGAAUAUACAUAUGCUGCUGAUUUAGCUGGUUUACGAUGGGAUCUUAGCAGUUUUAAAUAUGGAAUAACACUUUCUAUAGGUGGUUAUGAUAACAAACAACGUGUGCUGUUAGAAAAAAUCAUGGAUCGAAUGAUAAAUUUUAAAGUUGAUCCGAAGAGAUUUGAAAUUCUAAAGGAAAAAUAUAUCAGGAGCUUCAAAAAUUUUGCUGCUGAACAGCCUUAUCAACAUGCUGUCUAUUAUCUUGUAGCCCUAUUAGCAGAGCAAGCUUGGCUCAAGGAAGAAUUACUGGAAGCUACUACCUAUUUAAAUGUCGAGGGACUCCAGCAGUUUAUACCACAGCUACUCAGUAAGGUGCACGUCGAGUGCUUAAUACAUGGUAAUGUGACUGUAACGGAAGCUACAGAUAUACUUAAACUAAUUGAGUCUAAGUUGACAACUGGAGUGCCUAACAUAAUACCCUUGUUAGAACAGCAACUAGUAUUGUCUCGUGAAAUUAAACUAGAAAAUGGUUGCCACUUUCUGUAUGAAGCAGAAAAUAAUUUACAUAAAAGUUCUUGUACAAUGGUAUAUUAUCCAACUGGUUUACAAUCAACAGAGUCGAAUAUGCUUUUAGAACUCUUAGCACAAAUUAUUGCGGAACCUUGCUUUAAUAUUUUAAGAACUAAGGAGCAAUUAGGCUAUAUAGUAUUUAGUGGUAUACGUAGAUCGAAUGGAACACAAGGCUUGCGAAUCAUUGUACAAAGUGAUAAACAUCCUCAAUAUGUCGAAAAACGAAUCAAUUUAUUUUUAGACUCCAUGUUGAAUCACAUAUCUACCAUGACAGAAGAGCAAUUUGAAGAAAACAAGAAAGCUUUAGCUACAUUACGUUUGGAAAAACCAAAAAUGUUAAUUGCAAGGUGUACCUUGUAUUGGAAUGAGAUUGCGGGCCAACAAUAUAACUUCGAUCGAGUCAAUAUUGAAGUGGCUUACUUAAAGACGAUAUCACGGCAGCAAUUACUUAAUUUCUUUAAGGAAAAUGUACAUAGUAAGGAUCGACAUAAAUUGUCAGUACAUGUGAUAUCCACAGCGUCAUCGGAAAAGAGUUCACCUGAUAACACAAUCGAAAAAACUGCCGAUUUAUCAACUGAUGAAGAAGUUAAGAAAAUCGACGAUAUUUUGUCAUUUAAAAAUAGUCAAUCUUUGUAUCCUCUAGUUAAACCGCUUGAAAAAUAUUUUCUCAGGAAAGGCGUACGCUCUUCUAAGUUAUAAAAAAAGUGAUGAGAUAAUAGUGAAUUGAACAAAUGAAUUUACUUACCCAUAAUUUAAGAAAAAAAAACGAUGCAUUAUUUUAGAGAAAUUAAUGAAUCACUUGCUGUAUCUAAGGUGAUUCUUUAGUACACUUACACAGCACCGAAAAUUUUCAGAAAUAUCUCAGAAAUAAUCUUCCACAACGGACUCUUCUAAAUUAAAAAAAAAAAGAAAAAGAAUCCAAAAUCAAGGCGAUUGAGAGUCGACGUGAUAAUUAGUAUGCAAAAUUAAUUCUUGAAUUUUUAUUCCAAUAAUCUUUGAACGUUUCGACUUUUUCUCUAGCUUUGAACAUAAAAUAUAUUAGCGACAAGUAUAUUAGCGUGUUUUCAUGGAAAAAUUUUUAUUCUGUGAAACCAUUACGAAGAAAUUCGACAAGAGCAAAAA
Messenger RNA from Acromyrmex echinatior (Panamanian leafcutter ant), 4044 nucleotides. RefSeq names its product Insulin degrading metalloproteinase. Gene Ontology annotation, molecular function: metalloendopeptidase activity; metal ion binding. Gene Ontology annotation, biological process: peptide catabolic process. The record is from RefSeq and is a predicted model, not a curated record. NCBI's taxonomy places the organism in Eukaryota, Metazoa, Arthropoda, Insecta, Hymenoptera, Formicidae. Gene Ontology annotation, cellular component: mitochondrion; cytosol.